Orbicella faveolata is the source of this 3062-nucleotide messenger RNA. RefSeq lists its product as uncharacterized. The record is from RefSeq and is a predicted model, not a curated record. Lineage: Eukaryota; Metazoa; Cnidaria; Anthozoa; Scleractinia; Merulinidae.
AUUUGGCACGUUACCUGUGCUGAAUGUGCCGAAAAGAACUCACGAUACUCCUAAACCGAAACAAAGAACUCCUCGCUCUGUAGUGAAAGAUCAUUUGCCAGUGCCACGACAGGCCGUGUAUAAGAACUUCAAAGAACUGUGUCAACGAACAUCAGGGCUAAAGAACUUAAACGACUGGAAUAUGAAGUUAAUGAACGACAGAUUUGUUGUAAAAAAGAUGCUGGACCCUUUCCUCAUUCCAGAAUUUUAAAUUAUUAUCGAUGACAGCCUUGGCUUCACAAUUAAAGUUUUUGGAUGCUUUUUGCCUGAAGAUCAUGCACUGUAUCUUGAAAACCUAAGGUCAACCAGGCAUGUGACUGUAUCCGAACUUGUAAAAAAGCUAGAAAGCUAUAAACUGUGCAGUGGGGUGCAACCUGGUGAGCUGACAAGCAAGCUUUUCCAUCAUGUCAUACCUUUGAGUGCUGAUCCACUGUGUGAAGAUGAUCCAGGUCAGCUUUUCCCCAUCAAAGGCUACUGGAGACUGAAGGACUGUUCAGUAAUGUGCGAUGAAGAGGAGUCUGUUUGCGAACCUUGUAGUGAGUAUCUUACAAGUGCCAUGAAGGUAAGAAAAGUAAAAGAGAGACGACUUGCUACACCUGCCCAUGUGAAAGCACCAGUGUCAAAAACAAAUCCGGAAAGGCUAAAACUGACCUUGCAAAGCCAACGCUUAAGAUGUGCUGAACUUGAAGAAAAACUUAAUGAAAUGAGCAUGGAGAUUCAGAGAAAUAGCAUUGAAGUUGAUCAUGAACUCAGCAAUGAUUUUGCAAGUAUUCUCAGUGAUGCAGAUAGGGAAAUCACACCAUUUAUGAGCCUGUUCUGGCAACAGCAGAAGAAGUUAUUUGCCAGUACGGCCAAAGGUGUCCGUUACCACCUCAUGACUAUCAGAUUCUGUCUGUCGCUUGCCGCCAAGUCUCCUGCAUGCUACGAAGAGCUGCGGAACAGCAACGUCCUAGUACUACCUAGUCAGCGUCGUCUUAAAGACUACCGCAAUUUCAUCAAGCCAAAGAGGGGUUUUCAGGAGGAAGUUGUUGAAGAGCUAAAAACUCAAACUAAUUCCUAUUUUGACAUUCAAAGAUAUGUGGUAUUGCUGUUUGAUGAGAUGAAGAUAAUGGCAAACCUUGUACUGGAUAAAGUGACAGGUGAACUUAUUGGUUUCACUGAUCUUGGAAAUCUAGAACUGAACUAUGGUGUACUAGAGAAGGUAGAUGAAAUUGCUACUCAUGCCCUAUAGCCUUACUGGUACUUUGCAACAACUGGUGUUACUGCUGCCCAGCUGAUGCCUUUGUUCUGGGAGGCAGUUUGCAUCUUAGAAACCACCUGUAAUUUGUGGGUCAUUGGUACUACUUCUGAUGGUGCUUCACCAAACAGGAAGCUCUACAGACUCCACAAACCACUUGAUGGAGAUGCACCUCAUGAUGUGUGUUACCGGACCAUAAACCUCUUUGCACCUCACCGAUUUGUGUAUUUCUUUGCUGAUGCCCCUCACCUGGUAAUGACCACCAGAAAUUGUCUGCUUCACUCAGGCUCUGGAACAUGCACUAGGUACAUGUGGAACAAUGGACAAUUUAUCUUGUGGCAACAUAUCUCACACAUGUUUUAUCAAGACGUGGACAAUGGACUGAAACUGUUACCAAAGAUAACCUACGACCACAUCAACCUUAACUCAUACUCAGUUAUGCGUGUGAAUCUAGCCGCACAAGUGUUAAGUGCAACAAUGGCUGCUGUGCUUAAGACUUUUGGUCCUGCAGAAGCUGCAGCCACAUCAAAGUUUUGUGAGAUGGUGGAUGGCUUCUUUGAUUACUUGAAUGUGAGAAGUACAACAGAGCAUCAGAAGAAACGAAAACCUUUCCUUGCCCCAUACACAAGUCUUGAGGAUGAAAGAUUCCAAUGGCUACUGGAGUUCCUAGAUUAUUUAAAGAGAUGGAAAGAAAGCACAGAGAACAGGCCAGGAAAUUUCACACCGAAUGCCAGAAGUCGAAUGUUUGUCUCAUGGCACACUUACGAGGGAUUCCAAAUCAGCGUGCAUUCAGCUAUUGAGGCAGCAAAAUUCUUGCUUCAAGAAGGCAUGGAAUUUGUUCUUACCGAGCGAUUUUGCCAAGACCCACUGGCAGAGUACUUUGGCAGUCAAAGGAAACUUGGCCGACGAAAUGAUAAUCCAGAUAUCAAACAUUUGGGUACAACAACAACACUAUUCAAAUUCAGCGAGCAGUGUCCUGCCAAAGUGGAAACACAAGAGGGAGAAAGGACAAAAGGAGAAGUUGGGAGCAAGUUAUCGAUGACCCGCUACCUAGCCGAAAGAAACCCCGAAAGUGACAGUGACUAAUUUUUAACUUAGGCUCUAUUCUGGAAUUUAUGACUGUCCACAUCGAUAUAAUUAUGUAUAGAAGGCAGGGUUGUUCACAGCAUGAUUAAGCUAUUCCAGGACAAGUGAAGAUUUUUGUUGCAGUUUUUAACCUUUUCAGUGAGCUUUAUUUCUGUUUACAUUUUCUUACUUCCAGUUGACUUACCUCAAAUUCUAUAAAACAUACUAUCUGAUAAGGACAAUCUUUUUCCAGGGAAAUUGAACCCUCGAGCAAUGCUUAGUCCUGAUCUAGUGUUAGUCAGCUUUCAAACAACCCAGCCCAGAUUCCAUUCAUAAAUUAUUUGACCCGUUUGUACUGAAGAUGGAACUGAAUUUAUUGUUUUAUUUGACUUUUCAAUACAGUUAGGAAUUUUUAGUGACAACGAAAAUAGUACAAAUUUUAAGGACUGUGUCAAAACAAUGGUACCUUUGGUUUGAAUGAAUUUACUUGGCCCUUUAUAGUUGGCCAUUAAUCGCAUAGUGUGUUGAGGUUAAUGAAGACUUGAUUUUCAGUGUGCUUUUAUACAUUUCAGGAAAGUUUGUUUUUAAUUUUAAACAUUAGGCACUCAGUCCCAGAUCGAUCAAAAUAAAACUUCUGCUGCAAAUAUUUUAAAAUACAUCAAGCCUAUCUCAGACUAUGCCUCUGGACCAGUGUCAUGAAAGCUGAAAUGAAUUUAAGCAU